AUGUCUCUCAUGGAUACUUGCGAAAAUUCAUUUCAACUUAAGGAAGCCGACAUAUUCGCUAAGACAAAGCAUGACGACUCACCAGGCCUCUCCGUAGAGGAUAAGAAGUUCAUUGACAUCAUGGAGCAAGGUUUUGAAAGAGAUUCUGAAGGAUGUUGGAGUGCACCACUUCCAUUUAGAGAAAACCGACCCCUCCUUCCGAGCAAUAGAAUUCACGCACUUCACAGGGCAAAUCUACUCACCAGAGGACUUCAGAAGGACCCUGACAAAAAACAGCAUGUCAUGGAAUUCAUGAGGAAACUCCUGGAUAAUGGCCAUGCUGAGAUUGCACCACCACUUUCUUCUCCAGAGGAGGAACAUUGGUACCAGCCGCUUUUCGCAGUUUACCACGUGCACCCCAAGAAAGGAAGCGUCAGAUGUGUGUUUGAUUCAUCUGCACAGAUUCAAGGACUCAGUCUCAACAGUGUUCUCUUGACCGGACCAGACUUGGUAAACAGCCUUCUUGGAAUCCUGCUAAGGUUUUGCCAGUUCCAGGUAGCAGUGACAGCAGAUGCAGAACAGAUGUUUUACCGCUUCUCAGUUCCAGCAUGUCACCGAAACUAUUUACGAUUCUUUUGGCACAAAGACAAUGAUGUAGAGAAAGAACUUACAGAGUACAGGAUGAAGAGACAUGUCUUCGGGAAUAGUGCAUCCCCAGCAGUAGCUACUUUGGGACUUCGCAGAACUGUAAGAAAUGCCGAUGAGGAUGUCAGACAAAUUGUAUGCGCCGCAUUUCCAAACAAUGACUUAGCCAAAGAACUCAAGGACCUGAACCUAGAUUUAGAUGAAACACCCCUUCAACGGACCCUUGCAUUAGAGGACAUAGCAAUACCAAGGGCUUAUGCUUACAUCAAUAGUGAGGAGGUCUUGCACAGAGAACUACACAUAUUUGCCAAUGCGUCACAGAAGGCAAUUGGUGCAGUGGCCUACAUGAAGACUUUCAAGGCAGACGGCACCCCUCAUGUAGGAUUUGUCCAGGCAAAGGCAAAGGUGGCACCUGUACAUGGGCACACAAUUCCACGUCUGGAAUUGUGUGCAGCUGUGUUGGCUUCUCAACUGAAAAGUAUGAUUUUGAAUAACCUAGAUGUUGAAAUAGCUGCCACGACCUUGUAUUCUGAUAGCAAGGUCGUACUUGGAUACAUCAACAAUGAACGCAGACGAUUCUACAUAUAUGCGGGAAAUAGAGUAGAAAGAAUACAUCAGGCGACAUCUUCUCAUGAGUGGGAAUAUUGUCCUACAGAUCAAAACCCCGCAGACAUUGCCACCAGGUCAAUCAAGCCCUGCGACCUUCAAGAAAGCAGAGGCUUAUGUGAUCCCCAUUUCCUUAAGAACACAAGAGAUGAAAAGUAUAAUCAGGAAUCAGGAAAUCCCACUGACAGAUUCCCAUUGGUCGAUGUGGAACAAGAUAAGGAAGUGAGGCCUAUUGUGAAGACCUUGCAUACCACAUGCAAGGAUGAAAGUGCUGAAGCUUACAAAAGAGCAGAAGAAUUCAUUAUCAAGGCAGUUCAGAGAGAAUACUUCCUGGAGGAAGUUGAGAGCCUUAUGGAGGGGAGAGAAAUUAAGAAAGGAAACCCUAUCUUGGGAUUGUCACCGUUUUUAGACUCCAGAGGACUUCUUCGUGUUGGAGGAAGAUUGAGGCGUGGAACCAAAUCACUUCGGCAGAUUGAAACUUGUCCUAUUUUGAUACCGAAGGGAAGUCAUUUAGCAACGUUAUUAGCUCUGCAUUGUCAUGAACAGGUCUUUCAUCAAGGUCGACGCCUCACAGGAGGGAAACUUCACAGCAUGGGAUUCUGGAUUGUGGGAGCAAAAAGGUUUAUCAACAGUCUUCUGGGGAAAUGUGUCACCUGCAAAAGAUUGCGUGGUACAUUCCACUCUCCUAAAAUGGCUGAACUUCCUGAAGACCGUUUAAGUCCUGGACCCCCUUUUACUUACGUCGGAGUAGAUGUAUUUGGUCCGUGGAGCAUAACCGCACGCAAAACCAGGGGAAGUCACGUAACGCAGAAAAGAUGGGCUGUACUUUUCACGUGUUUAACCAGCAGGGCAGUCCACAUCGAAAUCUCAGAGGAACUCAGCACCUCAAGUUUCAUCAAUGCGAUGAGGCGCUUUAUCGCCAUUCGAGGACCAGUCAAGAUCUUUAGAUCAGAUCGUGGCACCAACUUUAUCGGUGGAGUCAAAGAGCUGGGGAUGAAGAAUGUUGUGACCGAAGAUGCCUCUGUCAAGAACUUCUUAGCGGAAAAUGGCUGUGUUUGGAUUUUCAACCCACCACAUGCUUCCCAUUUCGGAGGUGUGUGGGAGCGAAUGAUCGGAAUCACGCGAAGGAUUCUAGAUGGGAUCUUGCUGAGCAAAAAGUACAUCAAAGAUCUUACUCAUGAAGUGCUUGUUACCCUCAUGGCCGAAAUCAGCGCUGUCAUGAACUCCAGACCAAUCGCGGCAAUAUCCACAGAUCCUGAUGACCCGUCCAUAUUAGUGCCAGCCAGUCUUUUGACCCAGAAGGUUGGAACACCACCAGAUGACAUCCCUCAGUUUGGUAUAAAAGAUAUAUACAGGUCACAGUGGCAGAGAGUCCAGGUGAUGGCAGAUGAGUUCUGGAAAAAGUGGCAGAAAGAGUACCUGACGGGACUUCAGACCAGGAGAAAGUGGGCGACGGACCAACCUAACCUAAAGACAGGUGACAUUGUUCUGUUACGCGAGUACGACUCUGGACGCAACUCAUGGCCGACUGCUAUGAUCAAACAAACUUUCCCAGGAGCUGAUGGAAGAGUGCGAGAAGUGGAGAUCCAUUUGUUUAGAGGAGAGAAAGAGUUCACUUACGUCCGUCCUGUUCAUGAACUUGUCCCAUUGAUCACUGAUUGA
Saccostrea cuccullata (small rock oyster) is the source of this 2892-nucleotide messenger RNA. RefSeq lists its product as uncharacterized. NCBI's taxonomy places the organism in Eukaryota, Metazoa, Mollusca, Bivalvia, Ostreida, Ostreidae. Gene Ontology annotation, molecular function: nucleic acid binding. Gene Ontology annotation, biological process: DNA integration. The transcript is spliced from 4 exons. The coding region runs from base 1 to 2892 and encodes 963 amino acids. The record is from RefSeq and is a predicted model, not a curated record.